UGAAGAUAAGGGCAAUGCCAAACUGGGCCACGAAUAUACACCUGCAAGACAAACAGGAGAACAGAUAUUCCAGAGUUUUCACCUAUAGCUGAUGAGCCCUCAGAGAAAUAAUGGGGGAAAGAUUUUCCAGCAGUAUCCACUUCCAGAGGACAUAAAAGGUCCAGCCACACUUCUCCCCUGCCUGGGUUUUCAGGAGCCUUCCCCCAAUGCUGGCCAGGAAGAAGUCCUUUACCAGUGCCAUCGUCGGGGCGCUGGUGGCACUCUCCAUCAUUGCCCUGGUUCUCAGCCUGGUGAGGGUUGAAGAUGUGAUGCUGCCGCCCACGGUCAAGUAUGGGAUGGUGUUUGAUGCGGGCUCAUCCCACACCUCUCUGUUCGUGUACGAGUGGGAUUCGGACAAGGAGAACGACACUGGAGUGGUCAGCCAGACCCUGUCCUGUGAUGUCCAGGGGCAAGGCAUAUCAAGCUAUGCCAACAAUCCCCCUGACGCUGGCAAUUCCCUAAGGGAGUGCUUGGAUAAAGCCCUGCAGGUUAUUCCUACUGAGAAGCAGAGGGAUGUCCCAGCUUAUCUUGGAGCAACAGCUGGCAUGAGGCUACUGAGGGAACAGAACAGCUCAGCAACAGAGCAAGUCCUGGCUGAGGUUGCUAAAACCAUGCAGGAGUACCCUGUGGCUUUCAAAGGGGCUCGGAUCCUUACAGGAGAGGAAGAGGGGGUCUAUGGCUGGAUCACCAUCAACUACCUGCUGGACUCCUUCACCAAGUACUCUCCCAAAGCACACACGUGGCUUCGUCCGGAGGCAGCCAACAUUUUUGGGGCACUGGAUCUUGGAGGAGCAUCCACUCAAAUCACCUUUAUGCCUGAAAGUUCAGUACUGAGGCAGAAUGAAGCCUCUGAGUUGACCCUGUAUGGGUACAGCUACAAGAUCUACGCUCACAGCUACCUCUGCUAUGGGCAGGACGAGAUGCUGAAGCGGCUGGCAAAGGAAUUAAUUGUGGAGUCGUCCCCCAGCACACGAGUGCACCACCCCUGCUACCCAAAGGGCUACAAGGAGACCGUGUCGCUGUCCUCCUUCCGCGCCAGCCCCUGCACGGACGGCAGCGACCCGCGCCUGCCCCUGGGCGACAGCACGGUCACCCUGGAGGGCAGCGGCACCGCCAGCGCCUGCCUGGCAGCCCUCAGGAGGCUCUUCAACUCCUCGGCGUGUGGCCAGGGCCAGGACUGCGCCUUUGACGGCGGCCACCAGCCCCCGCUCCGGGGGCAGUUCAUUGCCUUCUCUGCCUUCUACUAUAACUUCAAGUUCCUGAACCUGACGGAGGGGCAGCCGCUGGCCGUGGUCAGAGAGGCCAUCGAGGGGCUCUGCACAAGGAGCUGGGAGGAUCUCUCUUCCAGCUACCCCACAGAGAAUCCCAAGCGACUGCCCAAGUACUGUGCCAACGCCAACUACAUCCUCACACUCCUGCUCGACGCCUACAAGUUCAACGAGACCAGCUGGAACAAUAUCUGCUUCCAGAUGAAGGCCGGGGGUGCUGACGUGGGCUGGACGCUGGGGUACAUGCUGAACCUCACCAACAUGGUCCCGGCCGAGGCUCCAGCCAGGGUGAAGGGCCUCAGGUCUUCCCUGUGGGCUGCAGCCAUCACCUUCAUCAUCUUCACCCUUGUCUUGGGGCUCGCUGCCCUGCUCCUGCAGCUGUGGGUGUAAGAGCCUGGCCAUGUUUGGGAGCCCAGCAGGGACAGACUGGGGCUGUGGCACUGUGCUGGAGUCCUCGUGCUCCUGCUUGCAUAACUGGAGCCCAGGACUGGGUCUGUGCUGCUGAGCAUAGUCACCUGCACAGCUCCAGAGAACUGGGGUUUGUAUUUCCAUGGGCCUGGCCCCCAACACGCAGACAGGCACUCUCUGAGGUUUCCAGAGGAGCUUCACUCCCAUGGAGGCACAAUGGGAUCAGCCUGCAGAAGCAUCAGCUGAGCCUGUGUGCCUCCUGUCAGUGCUCUGCGUGUUACAGACAUGGCUCCAUCCCACCAGCUGGCCCUGGGGCUGUGGAGGGCCAGCCCAGCCAUGGGACAGUGCCUUGGUGCCAGCCUGCUGGGGCAUGGGGCAGUCACAUGGGGACAGAGUGCUCCAUGGAAUGCCAGCUCUGAGUGUGGCCACCAAGAGCCGGUGGGUCCCUGCUAGGUCUGCCAGCCUGAGGGAUGCUCUGUGGGACCCCAGCUGGCCCUGUGGAGGGUCUGUGGCUGGGGCUUUCGUGGAGAUGGUCUUGGAGAAAGAACACAGAGCGCCCAGUCAGAAGUGUGCCCUCCAGAGAGUCCAUCUCAUCAUCUCAUCACCGUGUUAUGGCAUGUCACAUCACCUCAUCAUCACAUCUCACCACCCAUCUCAUCCUCUUCCUUUUCACCUGGAAUAAAGGGAUUGAUGCUC
Molecule: messenger RNA, 2411 nt
Organism: Haemorhous mexicanus (house finch)
Lineage: Eukaryota; Metazoa; Chordata; Aves; Passeriformes; Fringillidae
Product: ectonucleoside triphosphate diphosphohydrolase 8-like
Exons: 10
Coding region: 207-1697 (496 amino acids)
Biological process (GO): nucleoside diphosphate catabolic process
Cellular component (GO): plasma membrane
Molecular function (GO): GDP phosphatase activity; UDP phosphatase activity
Source: RefSeq, a predicted model, not a curated record